AUGUCAAGGCAACCUUUAGCCACCCAAACUUUACGCAGACCCUCACUCCGCGUACCAAAGCUCAGUUUGACGCAGAGCCGCGACCCGUGGAUAUCCAUCUGGGUGUCCGUCUCAGCCCGCGAACCGGCGUUCAUCAAAGUCGGCUACGGUUAUCCAAUGGACGCCAACACACUCUUUACAUUCAGUCCCGAUCGCCGAAAGGUUCCGAAAAACUAUCAGAUCGACGCCUUCAUAAACCAAAUACAGUACAUCCAGAUUAAUGACUUCUACUUACCGGUAGCCGGUUUGCCUUUAGCGGCACGGGGAUUGCUGGAAGAGGUAAUCAAACUCGAGCUAACUGAAGAGGAAAUCGUGGCCCUGCAGUACUCGGUGCAGACACCGGGCAGUUUCCUGUACAACAUCCUGCAAAAGAAGAAAAAGCCGGGUUUAAAGCGAUAUCUGCGGGCGGAUUUCCGCUCCGCCCGGCGAACCGCGCCAGGUCAGGAUAUUGUACUGGAGGUGGUGGUUCCCGGCGGAUCCAGCCCGAUUCGUGAUCAUGGCAACGCUUCUGCUGUCAUUAAGGUAUUAUACGGGAAACCUAUCUUUGAAUUUUACAACCCAAUGAUGGAUCGGAUGCGGGAGCGCCCUAUUCUGGUGAGCACGACAAAUCUGACAGCAGGAGAAUACACGUGGAUGGCCGACUCCAUUUACCAAACUCACCGGCUGAUCAACGCCGACCCGGCCAACGCGGUUAUUACCGUUCAAGCCUACGGAUACGAAGAGGAGACCCGGGAUCGUACCGAUUAUUUCCACUACUUCAACGAAGCUUGCAGUCUGCACGAUCCGUCGGUAUCCUGUUACACGGAGCUCUUUCCCCUUCCCGAUUUUAAGUUCAGCGACAUUAUGAAUUUCAUCUUACCCGAGUUCCUUAAUGCGAUCGAUCAAACACGUAUUAAGAGGCCUGCUUAGAAAUGCCGGGCUUAUGGACUUCAACUGUUUUAUGUAAUCAGAAUACAUGUAUUACGGUUACAAGUUAUACACAUACUGGGCACUGCUGUUUCGCUUUUGCUCUUGCGGAUGGACUUCCAUGAUGUGCAACCUUGCUCUAACUGAA
Molecule: messenger RNA, 1093 nt
Organism: Paramacrobiotus metropolitanus
Lineage: Eukaryota; Metazoa; Tardigrada; Eutardigrada; Parachela; Macrobiotidae
Exons: 3
Coding region: 1-948 (315 amino acids)
Source: RefSeq, a predicted model, not a curated record